AUGUCGGAAGACGGCGGCCCACAUCUUUUCCGGCCCAUCCCCCGCAGGCCCUUUGAGCUCGGCCUGAUGAGCCCGACACCCCCCGACGACGACUCUGCGCCGCCCAGCCCGACCUCCAACGCGAACGCGACCCAGGCGUCCCUGCUCGACCCCCGCGCCUUCACCGGGCCCGCGGGGGACUCCAUCAGCCGCGCCGCCUCCUACAAGAACCUGACCAGCUCCACCCUCGCCGGCAUAUACUCCCACAACAUCUCUGGCUACCCGGCCAGCGACACUGUCUACGGCUCAGAGCCCCCAGACACGCCCUGGGGCACCGGCGCCGAGACGCCCGCCACCGCCGCGAGGGGCUCCGUCGACGAGAGCAUAUACAGGCUGGUCAAGGACCGCUCCUCCCUGCUCAAAAGGCGGAGGUCCUCGGCGCUGUCGAACCGCUCGGGCCACUCGCUCCUCCAGCAGCAGCAGGGGGGCUCGCCCACGCAGACGGCGCUGUCGCUCGCCCUCCGUACGGCCUUCCUCUUCGUGCUGGGGCUGGGCUACGGCGCGAUCCUGUCGCGGCUCUCCACGGAGCAGCAGUGGGCCUCGUUCCCGGUCGAGGGGAUCAUCAGACACCGCUACGAUUCCGCCUACCUCGCCUGCUGGGGCGUCUUUGGCGUGGCCCUGGGCAGCCUGCUGCCUUGGUUUGACGGGAAGUGGGAACAGGCUUUUGAAAAGGGCGAGGAUGAGGAUGAGGAGGACUUCAAGGAAGAGGAGGAAGAGCCAGGGACCGACUGGGCCCUCGUGGUCCGUGGAGUCGGUGCCUUUGUUGGCAUUGUGUUCGCUAUUAGAAAAGUCCCCUGGGCAUCCACGAUGCAGGUGUCCAUGACACUGGCCAUGGUCAAUCCAUUUCUGUGGUACCUGAUAGACCGGUCAAAAUCUGGGUUCCUGCUGUCCGCCGCCGUCGCCUGGGCCGGCUCGGUCAUCCUCAUGGGGUUCAACCCCGACAUCGUGCCGGCGCCAUCUGGCUUUUCCUCAGAGUUUCUAAGCCGGAACCACACGGGCAACGGCGGCGGCGAACCGCUGAUGCUCGGUGGGCUGGCCACUCAAAAGACUAUAGAGACGGGGAUCUGGGUGUUGAGCGUGCUAUUUUGCAGCUGUGUCUGCUUUGGGAAUAUCGGCAGGCGGCUGGCCCUGAACAGGUCAGCGGCAGGUCGUGGUAGAUGGGGCGGGCUGAAAUGA
This is a messenger RNA of Diaporthe citri, 1215 nucleotides long. RefSeq lists its product as uncharacterized. Gene Ontology annotation, cellular component: endoplasmic reticulum. The coding region runs from base 1 to 1215 and encodes 404 amino acids. NCBI's taxonomy places the organism in Eukaryota, Fungi, Ascomycota, Sordariomycetes, Diaporthales, Diaporthaceae. Gene Ontology annotation, biological process: sterol biosynthetic process. The record is from RefSeq and is a predicted model, not a curated record. The transcript has 2 exons.